GUUUAAUGAGAAGUUUGCUCGCUUUUUUUUGUCUGUGUGUAAUUGUCUUGCUCACCGCUGGAGUGUGCGAGACAGUGUCUUUAUGCUCUGAAGUCAAGUCAGAGGAGAGGUGUGCGCCGAGGAAGUUCAAACUUUCUGUCCGUGAUGGACUUGAAUGGAUUGUUCUUUAUUUCAGUUGUUAUUUAUUAAAUUGGAGACCAUAGCACAAGUCGGCCGAUCUGCGUUGAUGGCUCUGGUUUGAGAGCAGCGGCUGGAGUUCUGUCGGAAGUUACAGUCGAAGUCAACAGGAGCUACUGCUAGGGAUUUCCUGGGUUUCUUCUGCGAGGUGUAUUUGGAGUUUCUCUGGGCUUCAGAUGGAGAUUUACUGCUGAUCGCAGAACCGUGCUUCCCUGAAAGAUAUGCAUGACAAUCACAGCUUCUGCCUAAUCGUGAUUUAUUGCCUUUGUGAUUUAAUUUUGAUUAAUCAUACAGCCCCACCUCACAGAUCUAAUCAUACAAAUGAAACGCUAACAUUCUAUUCAAAAAUAACAACAUUCUUAAAAAGACCUACCAGAGAUUCUUCUUCCAGCGACAGACAGCUACCUGCAUGCCAAACAGUUAAAAAUGGAGCUGGUCUACUGAUCGGAAGUGCCUAUUUAAAGGGAAUCCUGCCUACUAUCAUAGGUUUGAAAUGCCUGCAGUAUGGCGUGUGCACAGCAAUCUGCUACAAAGUACCUCAGCAACACCAGGAGAGACCUAGUGACUCGUAUGAAAAACCUUCCUCUGAUCAUUGAGAAUCUUUAUCAGAAGAAGGUUUUCAAUGACUAUGAGGUCGAUGCUCUCAAAGCCGAGAAGACAGAGUUUGAUAAAGCCAGAUGUAUACUGGACUGGGUUAUUAACAAAGGUGAUGAGGCCAGUUAUGAAUUACUCAAGAUUCUGGAUCACAUUAGGAGGAGGACGUUAGAUCCUGGUUUACACCCCUGGAUCAGCUGUUUUCCCUUCAGAGAUGAAGACCCAGAGCCCAGCUGUUUAUUUGGUACAAAGCCCUGUAAAAACUACCAGACACAGCUCAAAAAGAAAGCAGAAAGUUUAUUGAAGGACCAAAGAGAAAGUUUCUGUAAAUAUCUGGAUGACAAGGUACAAGGAAACUUCAGUUUUAUACCUCUUGUUUUAGAGACCGGCUCUGCGGUGAAAACUCCUCAAUGCAAAAUAUAUUUGAAAAACAAAAAAUGCAAAAAGCUACGGCCCAAAAAACUGAGAGCUUACAUUCCUACCGAUGGACAAGCGUUAUCACCUGAGGACCUCCUGAGAUGGAAGGACAAGAGCAUCCUCAUCAUCGGCAAACCUGGAGUAGGAAAGACUACAGUUGUCCAGGAAAUGCUGCGUCUUUGGGCAGAGAAGGAUGGCAGAGAGAUAGACUACAUGUUUUACUUUGAUGAAAGCGUUUUGGCUCACAAUAGUGUUGCCAGCUUGGAAUCUCUUUUGUUUGAUGUGUAUAUAAAACCAAUGGAAAAAGACAAAAAAGAAGUGUUUCAAGAUAUUGAGGAAAACUCUGAGAAUGUUGUCAUUGUGUUUGACUGUGUGAUGGAUUUGGGAAAAAAAUCCAUCUUGUGGAAGAUCAUGAAGCACGAGCUCCUGCCAGAUGCCAAGAUUGUGAUCACAUGCAGAUCAGAGGAGGAAGAUGAUCCACUUUUGUCUAACUGGCCGACACGGACAGUGUAUGUACAAGGAUUCAGUGCAGAGUCUAUCAACACUUACUAUCAGAAGAUGUUGGGUCAUGAUCCUGUUCUUCUAGAAGUUAUUUUGAAGAAUCAAGGGCUCUUCAGUCUUAGUCAUGUUCCGUUGUAUGCAUUCAUGAUUGUAGACUUGAUUAAGUUUAAAAAUUACACUGUAUACAACCAUCCACACACAGUCACUGAAAUCUACAUCCACAUUUUCCGUCUUGCUGUGAAGAAACAUGGGAAUAAACAAAAUAAGCAAAUAGACAUGUACCUGAAAGAGAAGAAGGAUCAGAUCCAUCCCUUGAUAAAAAAUGCUUUCAAUGGCACUAUGCAGAAGUGCCUGAACCUUCCAGAUUUUAGCAGUGAUGACACGGACAUUUGUCAUGCUUUUCUGAAAAUGAUCACAACAACAGACUCACCAACAUCUGCAACUACAUACUGUGCGUUUCUCCACAACACAAUGCAGGAAUUCUUCUCCGCUUUGUGGCUUCUUGGACAUCCAGAUGAAAUUGAGAAAGUCUUACUGCUCUGUCAGAAAGAGGAGCAUAAACACAUGAGAUAUGUUCUUCCUUUCUUAUGUGGACUUCUGAGUGAACACAACACCAGACUCCUCAAGUGUCUCUUCCCAGAGGAUCAGAUAAAGAAAACAUCUGGUUGGUUGAUUGAGAAGCUUUUGGACACAUUUCUUCAAGCUCAGAGUGAGAGUGAAGAGUUUGAUCUUCUCUAUGUGUGUCAGUGCUUGUAUGAGCUCCAGUCUCCUAAAGCCUGCUUAAUGUUCCUGGAGAAGAUGAACCAUCAGCUUGAACCAGAAGUGGAUCUUGAUCCUCAUCAGUGUUGUGCUCUGUCUUACGUGAUCGGUCAGUCCAGAGAUAAAGAGGUUUAUCUGAAUCUGGAGGACUGUACCAUAGCCGAUGUAGGAAUGAACAUGAUGCUCAGCUGCUCACCAAACAUCAGGUUAAAGACUUGUAAAGAACCGCUGAAGCAAAUCAUAUUCUAUGUAGAAUUCUUCCAUAAAUCAUUAAAUCAAUGUGACUGCAAACUUUUUGAGGUGAGAGGAAGAUACAACCCAGAAAAAUUAAAUGGUCUGCUGGAUCUGUACUCACAUGUGAAGAACUAUGAGACUCAAACAGGCAGGAGUUAUCUUCCAGCAUUACAGUCAGUUUUCCAGUCACCUGAUGUCUGGAUCAUAGAUCUCUCAGAGAGAAAGAGCUCGGUCCUCCUGGAAGUGCUGAAGCUCCAGACAGAGAAGAGAACAGUCGAGCUGAGAGGAUGUUCAGAGGAAGAGAGUGACAUGAAGAGUUUCCUUCAGUGUCUGCAACACAUCUCACAGCUUAGGUUCUGGGACAUUGAUGAAGAAGAAGAAAGGAUGUCUGCAGUCAGAUUCCUGCUGAAGCUCUGUGUUGCUGCUGUAGAAACUGAUGAAGAAACAAGAUUCUUGACUCUGCUGUCAUCUGUGUGCAGCUACAAAACCUUCCCUUUUGAUGAAGAGCUUGAUGAUGAUGAUGCUGGUGUUCAGCGUGAUUUCCUGCUGGAUCUGUACUCACAUGUGAAGAACUAUGAGACUCAAACAGGCAGGAGUUUUCUUCCAGCAUUACAGUCAGUUUUCCAGUCACCUGAUGUCUGGAUCAUAGAUCUCUCAGAGAGAAAGAGCUCGGUCCUCCUGGAAGUGCUGAAGCUCCAGACAGAGAAGAGAACAGUCGAGCUGAGAGGAUGUUCAGAGGAAGAGAGUGACGUGAAGAGUUUCCUUCAGUGUCUGCAACACAUCUCACAGCUGAGAAUCUCUGAUCUGAGUGAAAGCGUUCUUCGUGGAUUUCUUCUGAGUCUCUUCAUUAAAGCAGCAGAGAUUGAGACACAGACAGGAGAACAGAUGCUGGAACUGUUAGCAUCAGUCUGCACCAGCUCUUCUGAUUAUGAAUGGACUGACAUAUUUUAUGAUUGGGAUUUCCUGCUGGAUCUGUACUCUCAUGUGAAGAACUAUGAGACUCAAACAGGCAGGAGUUAUCUUCCAGCAUUACAGUCAGUUUUCCAGUCACCUGAUGUCUGGAUCAUAGAUCUCUCAGAGAGAAAGAGCUCGGUCCUCCUGGAAGUGCUGAAGCUCCAGACAGAGAAGAGAACAGUCGAGCUGAGUGGAUGUUCAGAGGGAAGAGAGAGACGUGAAGAGUUUCCUUCAGUGUCUGCAACACAUCUCACAGCUGAGGUUCUGGGACAUUGAAGAAGAAAGAAGGAUGUCUGCAGUCAGAUUCCUGCUGAAGCUCUGUGUUGCUGCUGUAGAAACUGAUGAAGAAACAAGAUUCUUGACUCUGCUGUCAUCUGUGUGCAACUAUGAAACCUUCCCUUUUG
Messenger RNA from Cyprinus carpio (common carp), 4040 nucleotides. Its product is annotated as nucleotide-binding oligomerization domain-containing protein 2-like. NCBI's taxonomy places the organism in Eukaryota, Metazoa, Chordata, Actinopteri, Cypriniformes, Cyprinidae. The transcript has 8 exons. The coding region runs from base 682 to 3912 and encodes 1076 amino acids. The record is from RefSeq and is a predicted model, not a curated record. Gene Ontology annotation, biological process: regulation of apoptotic process.